Messenger RNA from Effrenium voratum, 8980 nucleotides. The record is from the annotation of a GenBank genome assembly. NCBI's taxonomy places the organism in Eukaryota, Dinophyceae, Suessiales, Symbiodiniaceae.
GAGACAUCAGUAUGGUUCCGCCGUGUGGCACCGACAUGCGAUGGAUACCUUUGGAGGGCCGCUGGCCUCCCAAGUCAAAGGACUUUUGGAGGAUGGGCCGAUGUUUGACUUUGUUUGCGAGAGAUGCUUCGACACGCACGCCCAAGAAGGCGUGGUGACGUUGCCGGCUGUGGCUCCUAUGAUUGAGGGCAUUUUGCAGUCAUUUGGCCGGCCGGUGUCAUCCAGCGAGGUUUUUCAGGUUUGGACCCAGCACUGUGAUCCAGACAUGCACCACAUGUCCCUGGCACACUUCAAGCCAUUUCUGCGAGCUUUGCUCCAAGACAACCUCCGAGAGCUGCAACAGGAGCGUGCCAAGCACUCGGUGACACAAACCCUUCCUGCAACGCCAGCUGUGUUAGCGCCGCCGGCACAGCUACCGCUUCCAACCGCGCCAGCCGCAGUGGCGCCGCCUGCGCCGCCGUCAGCGCCAUCUACGGCUGGCUACAGCGCAGCUUCCGCGAAGACCCGCCUGGAGCCGAAGGUGCAGAGCCCAGUGCGCCCAGAGCGUGGCCCUUCCCGGGGCAGAUCGGCAGAGAGGCCGAAAGAUGGCUCGAAACCCAAGAAGGCAGGCCCAAGCUCAAGCACGAAAUCUGGAGAAGGCAUGCCUUUGUCAGCUCCAUCGGCUCCGUUGGCUCCGCCGGCACCGUUGGUUCCGGCUCCAUCGCCAAUCUCGCAGGAUGCGCUGAGCCAAGCAUACAGGAGCUUGCCAGGCCUGGAACUGCCAGUUGAGGCGGCCAGUCCCUGUGUCGCCGGAGCUUCGAGCAUCUUCUCAACAGCGGCGGCUGCAUUGGAGCAAGCGCAGGCUUGGAGCAAUGCGCUGGGUGAGAAGAUGUUUGUGGAUCCGGACUUCGCGCCGGAGAUCGACCGAAAAGCCAUGCUCUUCCCUGCAGGGGACUUGCCAGCAGAAGCCCUGCAGGGCUGUCCUGGCCAUGAGCAAGUGCUGUGGCAGCGGCCCGGCGAGGCAUGGCCUCGGUUCAGCUUCUGCGGUGAGCUCUCAGAGGUGCGCCUGGGAGUCUUCAGCGACGCCUGGUUCGUCACCGCGCUCUGCUCCUUAUCCAUGUGUGAGGAGCAUCUGCUAGGGCACCCCUCGGGGGAGGAGCCGCUCGGGGUGUUCCCGCGGGUCUUUUGGAACCCGGACUUCCGCCAGAAGGGGAUGUACUGUUUCAGGUUUUUCAAGCACGGGCAGUGGCAGUACGUGGUGGUGGACGACCGGCUGCCUUUCGACCGGAAAUCCAAGGAGCCGCUCUUCUCGCACACGCUGGGCUUAAACCAGGAGCCGCAACUCUGGGUGGCCCUGAUGGAGAAGGCCUAUGCCAAGCUCCAUGGGGCCUACUUUGCCCUCUGGCUGGGCCUUGUGGAUGAUGCCCUCGAGGAUUUGACCUCCUGGCCCAGUGAGAAGCUGCAGCUGUCCAAAUAUGCCAAGAGCGAGUCGCGGGAUGACUUGUGGUGCAACCUCAGCCUGGAGUUGGACACUUGCUCGGUGGUUUGCCUCCGAGCCGACGCGGGGAACGGGAAGGGCGACAUGGUGCAGCUGGACCCACGGAGUAUCGGCCUGGACUCCCACCCGGACGCGGGCCUCUUCUGCACCGGCAUCCACCGGAACUGGGCCUAUCCCUUGCUGGCCCUGCGAGCGGCCGUCUCAGCCGGCGCGGCUGGGGAGCAGCUGGUGCGGCUGCGGUGCUUCGGGGAGGGCUGGCAUGGGCCCUGGGGGGACCAGGACCUUGCCUGGAGCCAGGCUCCGCUGGAACUGCUCCACCAGCUGCAGGUCAGCGUUCCGGCAGAUUUCAUCCCCUCCUGCAGCGCCAGCAAAACUUCCCGCCUCGACGCGGUGCACAGCUCCAUCCUGCGCCCCGUGAUGCCUCUUCAAAGGAGGAGCGAUGAGCAAGCCGAGUGCCACGAUGGGACCUUCUUCAUGCGCUUCGAUGACUGGCUGCAGGUCUUCAGCCACGUGCUCUUGUGGCAGCCCCUGCGGGACUGGAGCUGCCUGCGGGUGCACGGCGCUUGGGCCGCGGAGACCUGCGGGGGGACGCCCAUCCCGGUGAUGCAGCCGGUGCUGGCGACGCUGGAGUCCUGGGCCCGCAACCCCCAGUGCAAGCUCAGGCUGGACACGGAGGGCGAGGUGGAGCUGCGGGUGACGUUGCAUCAAGAAGAUGCGCGCAUCAACGGAAGCGCACCGUUUCCUUUCGAGGAGCAGCUCCGGCAGAUGUUUCUUUGCGUGAUGCUGCUCGAUGAAGCCGAAGACCGACUGCAGGUCUUUGACAAGAAGCGCAUCGUGCGCCGCAACGGGGCGAGCGCGGCGAGCCUCCUCAGCCGGCGCCGGUCUGUGAUGCUGCGGACGGUUCUGCCCAGUCCCGGGACCUAUGUGGUGGUGCCUUCCAUUUGGGAGCCUGAGCUGGCUCAGGAUCAGCAAGUAAAGUUUUUGCUGACGCUGCACUUGCGCUGUGACCCUGAGAAGUUUGUGGUGGACGCGCCGGAGUCAGUGGGGUUCCUCUAUGAGGAGGCCUUUAGGGAACUCUAUCAGCCGCCGGAAGAAGCCGAGGAAGCCCCAGAAGGAGGGGAUGCUGCGGCUCCUUCCCUGGAUGAGAUCAACCUCAACAAGGAGGCGGAUCAGAUCAAGGCGGUCCAAGAGCACGUGGCCGCGGAGCAAGAUCGGCUCGCGCAGCUUCAGGAGAAGCUCCAGACCCAGUUGGGCGGUGCCAAGGAAGGCGACCAGCAGGAGGCGGAGGAGUUGCUGCGGAGAUGGGGCCUGGUGAUGCGGGAGCAGCUGCCCGUGCCGGAGAGCAAGCUGAAGCACAUGGUGGAUCGCGAGGAGCUGGACCGGGAGGGCCUCAUCGCACCGCGAGGCAUGAUGGAGGACAUGGAACGCUUCUAUGACAUCAAGAAGGGCACCGUCCCCCAGCAUGACAACUUGUUGGCCAUCUCCAAGCCGGAGGAGCCCAACCACUUCAAGAUGACGAAGACGGGGCAGCUCCGAGCCGAAGCCAUCAAGGUGAAGGCCACAUUGACGGGGGAGCAGAAGCAAGCCAUCACGGGUGAGCUGGAGGAGAGGCUGAGAAAGCGGCCCCGGAUGCCUGCGGGCCUUAGCGCCGAUCAGAAGGCCAAGAACCGCGAGAUCGUGAAGCGGAUGCAGAUGAAGGUGAACUUUCUGAAGAAUCCGCGGUUUCUUGCAGAUCGGAGCGGGAAGGACAAGGGCGAGCCCUGCCCCUUCUGGUUUACGCCUGGCACGGUGAUGUUCCGCAGCUACGAAGUGGGCGGGCUGUACCAGAUCCAGGUCGAAUUCCGGAAUAUCACGGGCAUCAGCCGGCGAUUGCGGGUGAUGCCCUGCAAGAACCCGGCCUUUUCCAUCAAGGAGCUCCAUUAUGACAAGGAGAUCAACUCCCAACGGCCGGAGCUGGUUGGUUUGGAUCCCCUGGCUGCGGUGGUCGCCCCGGGCAUGGCCGCACACCUCGUGGUGCAGUUUGCGCCGAGCACGCUGAACGACCAGAACGAGUGCCUCACCGUCUGCACGGAGAUCGGGGACUUCGACCUGCAGCUGCUGUCUAGAAGGGAAAAGCCCUACCUAAAGAUCGCGGACCCCGUGGACUGCGGGUGCAUGCUGGCAGGAAACAACAUCACCGAAUUGGUGAGGGUUCAGAACACAGGAGGUGAAGGAGCCUUUAGACUGAUUGUCGACGAGAACGAGCCGCCGGAGGACUACUAUUAUGAGUCCUUUCCCGACUCGGCCCCAACGCUGGUGGUGGGGUCCUUCCGCGUUUCACCCGCGUCCUUCUACAUGGACGCGAACUCCUCGGUGGAGCUGAACGUGCGGUUUGAAGCCGACAAGGUGGGUCACCACCGCUGCCCUUUGUUCGUGGAGGGCAACGACGGGGUGCUGACGCCUCUGACGCUGGUGGCGGUCUGCGACGCCGUGCGCCUGGAGUUGGCCUCGUGGCCGGGGGCCGGGGAUCUGAAGCCCACGCCUUGUGUGGAGGGCACCUCGCCCUGGCAGCUGGUGCCCUGGCAGCUGAACUGGCUCCGUGGCACGCAGGUGGGGCACAAGGAGCUGCGCACCAUUGAGAUCGCCAAUGGCGGUUUCAUGCCCAUGCGCGUGGAUUGGGUCCUGACGCGGCCUCCGAGACAAGUUCUCGCCCGCCUCGCCACGGGCUCCAUUAGCCGCCUCUCAGACCGGGUGAUCAACGAGAUCCCGGACUGGCACACGCACCUGCCGCCAACGCAUUCACAGCCGUCCUGCCCCUUCAAAGUGGAGCCAGCUUCUGUCACCAUCGCGCCCUUCACGCGAAGCAAGUUCACCUUCAGCUUCCACUCCCAUGGGCCGGUGGGCAGCCAGAGCUCGGUCUUCGCGUAUUUGGUGGCGAGGGACCUGCCAGACAGCAAGGCCUGCCUGCUGCAUUACAACAAGCUGCUCGAGAUGCAGGACGAGAUGCGGCCGCAGGAGGGGGAGUACUCCGCUGCUUUGCCACUCUUUGGGAGCAUUGUCAGCUCGGUCUUCGAUAGGAAGAUCAAAGCCACUGGCUCUACCCACCCGCUGGACCUCAAGGUUGCAGAUCCCAAGGACUGCGCGGUGAGCCGGGUGGUCACCGCGGUGUGCCUCCAGGGCCGCUCAGUGGGGCCCACGGUGCAGGUGAUGCCACGCAUGGUGUGCCUCCCCGGGGAUGUGUUGCCCUUUGUGCCCCAGGUGCGGGAGAUCAAGCUGCACAACUCAGGGACCUCUGCCUCCUACUUCCGCGUGCGCCUCACCUCCACGGUGCACGCGGCAGAUGCGCAUUCCAUCGACCCGCUGUGGGUGAUCUCGGUGCCUGAGGUCGGGGUGAAGCCGGCAGAGCCUGAGCCGAACCCCCGCGGAGACCCAGAGCUGGAGGAGCGGCGGCUGCAAGCCGCGCGGCUCGCCAAGAGCUGGCCCCCGCUGCCCCCGGAGCCGGGCCUCGCUGGGGCCUCGCAGAUGCCCGGCUACGGCGCCUUGGCCUCAUGCGCGGUGGAGCCGCAUGAGGGCCGCAUCCCCGCCGGGGGCGUGGUCACCAUUCGGAUGACCCUGCGGGCCGUGCACGAGUGCGAUCUCCAGGGGAAGAUCGUCAUUGACCUGCCGCUGGACGAGCACAGCAGCGAGCCGGCAGCUGCGCCACUCAAGGUGGGCCUGGCGGUGGCGGUGCGCUCGCCGCGGGCAGAGAUCCGCAGCCGGGCGGUGCUGGACUAUGGGGUGGUGCGGGCGCACGCCCGACACACCAUGAAAGUGGAGCUCAGCAACCCCACAGAGAUCCCCAUGCUCUUGCAGCUCCGGCAGUUCAAGGAGGAUACCACGACCCACACGUUUCCGGUGGAGUCGCACAGGGAAGUUGUGAACCUUUUCCUCGAGGCUGUGAACAACAAGUCCCGGGACGGCUUCGCCGCCAUCGACUCCAAUCAGUAUGUGGAGGUGCCGGUUAAGCCAUGGGUGCACUCCAAAAGCGGAUGCCUGGACAAGAGUGGAAGGAGGAAGUUCGGAGGAGACAGGUCGGAAGAUGAUACACCAUAUGAGGUGGGAGUGCCAGAUGAGGAGGACUUCGUGUUCAAUCCCGGCUUUCUCGCAUUAUGGCCUGGCCAGAGCGGCGAGGUGGAAGUGACACUGAGAAGCCGGGGAGUCGGGCAAUACAACGCCCUGCUGGAGGCGGUGGGCUUCAAUUCUUUGCACGCCCAGUGUUUGGAAGUCUUCGCGUCGGUGCAGCUGCCGAUGGUCCGGAUCAACACGCACCAUGCGCACUUCCCAGUGACCUAUCUCAGGACUGCCUCGGAGCCAAAGGAUGUGGAGCUCCGCAAUGAGUCGGAGAUGACAGCCAACUUCAACUGGCAGAUUCCUUUGAAGAUGGAAGGCUGUAUCGAGUGCCAGAUCCACCCCAUGCAGGGCUCCAUUCCUCCCAGAGGGAGCCAGAAGUGCACGAUCAUCGCCGUGCCCACGAAAGAGUCGGAGGAUGGCCCAGCCUGCCUGCCCUGCAACCUCUUCAUCGAAGAGAUCCUGCAACCGCUGGAGCUGCGAGUCACAGCCAUCGUCUACGGCUGCGAGGUGGACUACGCGGUGGUGACCCCCGCCGAACUGCCGCCCCAGAUCCAGCUGAGGCCCCGGCAGCCGGAGGAGUCGCCCUGCGACCCUCUGGGCACCUAUCUCAUCACCACAGGCCGCGCCUCCAGGAAGAUGCCCAUGGUGGACUUUGGGGACCUGCCACUUCAGAGGGCCAAGGAGCUGCAUGUAGUGCUCUACAAUCGCACGGGCAUCGCCACGCCCUUCAGCGCGAAGAUCGAAAAGAACCCGGCCUUCGACCCCUUGGUCAAGGGCAGGAAGAUCGGAGACUACCUGGAUGCAGCCACGCGCAUGUACGCGCUGAUCAACCAGUCAGGCGGGGCGGAGCCCGACGAGGAGACGCUGCGUCAGACCUUCGAAAGCUCCCCGCAGCCCGCCGGCGCCGGCCGGGACGAGACCUUGGACGGCAGCGCCAGGAUCAAAGUGAAGAAGUUGAAGACCACUUUGAACAAGACCAAGAAGAGCAGCAACAAGAAGAAGAGGUGGAUUCUUGAUGACAAACAUGAGCGCCAGGCGUUCCGCAGCAGCAUCGGGGCAGACUUCGCCAAGCAGAAGGAGAUGAAAGAGCAGGGCCGGAUGGCUUUGCGUGCCGGCCGUGGCUUUGCUGUGCGAGUGUCUCCGGCCAGUGACUGGCUCCAGCCCUUCAGCACUGCGGUGAUCUCGCUGACAUGCUUCAGCGACCUUCCGGGGCUGAUGGAAGACGAGCUGGUCCUCACCUUGCGGGAGCUCCCGGGCCACGCGGAUGGCGAGGCGUUCCGCAUCCCGCUGCGCCUGCAGUCGUUUGGGAACCCCUUGUACCUGCCGGACCAGCAGGUAGGCUUGAACACCCUGGCGAUGCCGCCCAGGCUCAGCUGCGGUGUCACAGUGCCGGCGGAGAAGCAACUCAUUCGGCGCUUCAAAGUUGGGAACAAUUCCGCGGCCCGGGUGGUGGUGAAUUGGAAGGUCUUCCCAAAGUCGCAGCUGGAGAACAUGGCGGAAGAUCGGCACAUGAUCCACGUGGCCCUCUGCGGGCGCAACUCUGAGGUGAAGGAUCCUUUCGUGGAGGCUCCCAAGAAGGAGGUGGCAGACAAGGACGUGCUGCAGCUGAACGUAGAAGAGGUGUCAAAGGCUUUGGAUGAUGACGAGGAGCCUGAUCCGGAGGAGCCGUUCAACUUUAGGAUUUGGUCCGAGCAGCCUCCGCAGAUUUUGGAUCCGUUUGCACUUCCCGGCGGCCAAUUGCCCGUGGAGAUUGAACCAGAGGAGGCCAUCGUACCUGAGCACGGCACCGCGACCUUCUCUGUGACCAUGACCUGCUUGAAAGCGACCCUGACAGCUGCGAACAACUACCGCUACACUCUGAUCGGAGAUUGCCGCUUCACCGCGGACCGGGCCCAGCGCCUCGCCUUCGCCGCGGAGAACCCGGACGAGGAGUUCGACGACCACCUGGCCAUGGACGCCUACGUGGCGGUGUCGCAGGAUGAACAGGUGAAGGCUUUGCCGGACAUCGAGCUGGACACGGCGCAGCUGGUGGACGAUGACUCGGACGUGGAGCCGAACAUCCAGGAGCUGAAGGAGCAGCAGCAAGUAGAGGUGCCGCCGCCUGUGGAGGCGGUGAAGAAGCUGAAGCGGUCCAGGUCCCUAGCGCCGCCACCCCAGCCGUUGGCAGUGGAGCCGCAGCUGGACGUGUUGGCCACCAUCGUCAUCGACUGCACCGGGGACUGCGUGCUGCCGCGGCUCACGGUGGACAAGAAAGGGAACCCCACCGUGGAGGAGUUCCCAGCGCAGAACAAGGAGCAGGACGACAUCGGGGACACCACCGAGCCGCCGGUGUUGAAUGCUCCGGUCUUCAAGUUCACUUGGCCUGCCACGCAAGAAGGAGCCCAGUUGGGCACAGGGCCCGUUCACGGCGGCGCUCUUGGGGGGACGCAGGUCCCCGGCAUCUCCUUGUGCCAGGUGCGACAGAUCAGCUUCUCCAACCACAACGCGUCGAAGGUCACCUGCAAGUUCCGCACUGAAGGGCCCUUCCGCAUUCAGCUCAUCCAGCAGCCAGGCCAUCACCCAGUGCAGAACUCCAAGAAGGGCAAAGAGCAGAAUGACAUCAAGCAGCUCUUUGUGCUGCCGAAGUGGGAGACGAUCACGCUGCAUGUGGCCUUCCUUCCAGAACAAGUGCCUGCGUCACAGUGGCACCAUUACCUCACCAGGCAUGAGCACGUGUUCAAGGGGGACCUGAUUGUGGAGUAUCCGCGCGACACAUCCGGUGAGGUCAGUACACACAAGGACGACCUCCAGCGGAUACACCUGGUGGGCACUGCGCGUCGCCCCGCCGUGCGGGUCCAUGCGAUCCCCAAUGAGCACGACCGGCCGGCGCGGUUGGAGCGAGCUGAACGGCCGCCCUGGUCGGAUCCUCUGCCGGUUCUGGUGGAGUUUGGAUACACGCAUAUCACAAGCUCCGUCACCAGAACGAGGACCAUUUUGCUGUCCAACGUCACCAACAUCAUGGCCAGGUGGUCCCUGGCCCACGUGGGCCGAAAGCGGAAGCAGAGCCCAGUGGUGGGCGCCACACUGGUCGAGGAGGAGGACUUCCGUGCGCUGGACGAGCGGGAGGCCUUCGAGUUCGACAUCUCGGCGGGGGAGCUGCCGGGACCCUCCAAGGAUGGCCUGAUCCCCGGCUCCGAGGAGCGAGUUCCCCACUGGUGUGCCAAGACCUCCGCACUGCCUCACGGGCCGCCGUUCCCAGAUGAGGAGCGCUUUGAGCCCCAGAGAAUCAAGAUCUCCUUUAGGCCGAAGAAGAACGAGCUCUACAAGUGCCGGUUCCGGGUGCAGGUGGAGAACGGGCUCACCAUCGACUUCAUUUGCCGGGGCUGCGGGAGCUUCGACGAGGAAGACGACAACUUGGACUUUCACGAGGCGUAG